Messenger RNA from Anoplopoma fimbria (sablefish), 1266 nucleotides. RefSeq names its product mediator complex subunit 10 (gene med10). NCBI's taxonomy places the organism in Eukaryota, Metazoa, Chordata, Actinopteri, Perciformes, Anoplopomatidae. The record is from RefSeq and is a predicted model, not a curated record. Gene Ontology annotation, cellular component: mediator complex; chromatin. Gene Ontology annotation, biological process: positive regulation of transcription by RNA polymerase II. Bases 130 to 534 code for a protein of 134 amino acids. Gene Ontology annotation, molecular function: transcription coregulator activity. The transcript has 4 exons.
ACCCCGCAGCGAUUGGCUGUUCCAUUGCCGUAAAGCACGUCGGCGGUCUGACUGCCGUAGAGCACGACAGCGACUAAAAAAGCAGGCUUCUAAACGGCGUGUUUUCUAUUUAUUCUGCAGUCAGUAAAGAUGGCGGAGAAGUUUGAUAAUCUGGAGGAGCAUCUGGAGAAGUUCAUCGAGAAUAUUCGACAGCUGGGGAUCAUCGUCAGCGACUUCCAGCCCAGCAGCCAGACGGGACUGAACCAGAAGCUGAACUUCAUGAUAUCCGGACUGCAGGACAUCGAGAAGUGUCGCCAGCAGCUCCACGAGAUCAACGUCCCUCUGGAGGUGUUUGAAUACAUUGACCAAGGUCGAAACCCUCAGCUGUACACCAAGGAAUGUCUGGAGAGGGCCUUGGCGAGGAACGAGCAGGUCAAAGGGAAGAUUGACACUAUGACGAAAUUCAAAAGCCUUCUAAUCUCCGAGCUCGGCAAAGUCUUUCCAGAGGAGAUGGUAAAGUACAAGGCUAUACACGGAGAAGAUGCCCCCUCCUAGUGACUGCUGCAACGUGACCCCUGACCUUCAGCCUGUGACCUUUCAUCUGAAAGCCUGAAUGGAGUUUGACCAAGCAGGUUCCACUGUGGUCGCCUGCAGAAUAUGAUAAAAAAAAAAAACACCCAUUAUUAUUUUUCGUAAAUAUUGUGAUGCUGUUGCUGACUAAGGACCCCGAGGAAGGAGGUUUUAAUUUCUGCUCAACAGCGUGACUCAGCCAAUCCUGACCCGUCUCUCCAUUUAAACUCAAUUUAAAGAAAAGUGGGAAUAGUAUAGAAGCGAAACCGAUCAUUUUCAGCCCUGGGUUGUUUUGUUGCCAGGAGACACAUUUGUUUUAAUGUCCUGUUGAUGCAUGGGCACUCAGUGGGCAGCAGAGGCAAUUUCCACAACUCCCAAAUGUACAGAAGAAAAUGUUCAGGAGCUGCGAGGCACUCAUCUGAUUCUGCAUUGAAGGAAGUUACUCCCAUCAGAUGUACAUACAGUAAAUUUAUACUCUUAGACUUUACCUUUUGUAAUGCUUCCUAAUCCUUGUGCAACAUGCAUUUGUACCACAACACAGUUCAUGACAUUUUGUAUCGAGCUCAGGUUUCUAAUGGCCACAAUUAUUGAAUGCAAAUGCUCUUCGAUGGUAAUUCUGUGCCUGAUCACUUGACGUGGUCAGAAAUGAGUCCACUCUUUAUUUGUUACUUGUUUGUAUUAUAAUAUUUUUUUUGUUAUUAAAUGAUCCUUGUUGGA